Molecule: messenger RNA, 12471 nt
Organism: Caenorhabditis bovis
Lineage: Eukaryota; Metazoa; Nematoda; Chromadorea; Rhabditida; Rhabditidae
Source: the annotation of a GenBank genome assembly
AUGUCUUACGUUUAUUCGGCGGCGAUUUACUCGCCUGGUGAAGGCAAAACGGUUCGCAAUAUGAAUGACAAGGUAGAAGGGUACCGAAGGGAGAUUGCUCCGAGUCGCGCCAACGUCGAUUUUGAGCACUUGCGUCGUCGGAAGAACGACGAAACCGAAGAAGAGGAAUACGAAUCAUACACUACGACCGGCGGUGGUAGCAGCACGAGUAGUUGCGCCGUUGAUUCGAUACCAGUGAAACCCUACCAGUAUCGCGACUAUCAUCAGCACAGCAAACACGAUUACGGUUGUGACGAGCAGCAGCAGCAACAAGAGUACGAGACAGCGAACAGCGAGAUGAGACAAUUCCAGAUCAAGACUCAGACAACACCGCAACGCGCCGACAUCAGCGCCAACGAUGAGGAUUUCGCGAAUGAGACGUUGUUCUUUGAGCGCAAUCGCAUUCGACACCUUCAAGAUGAGCGUGUCCACAUUCAGAAGAAGACAUUCACGAAAUGGUGCAACUCCUUCCUUAAUCGGGCAAGGUUGGAGAUUGUCGACCUUUUUGUGGAUGUUGGCGAUGGAAUUUUGCUCAUGAAGCUGCUUGAGAUUAUUUCCGGUGAUAAACUCGGAAAACCGAACAAAGGAACGAUGCGUGUGCAAAAAAUUGAGAAUUUGAACAAGGUUCUCGAUUUUUUGAAGCGCAAAAAAAUCCAAUUGGAGAAUAUUGGAGCUGAAGACAUUUUGGAUCGAAACGAGAGACUGAUUUUGGGUCUCAUCUGGACGAUUAUUCUUAGAUUCCAGAUUGACACCAUUGUUAUUGAAGACGAAGAGGAACGAGGUGAGAGGAAGCAUGCGAAAGAUGCGCUUCUUCUGUGGUGCCAACGCAAGACGGCUGGCUACCCGAAUGUCCGCAUCGACAACUUCACGACGUCGUGGAGAAGCGGUUUGGCGUUCAAUGCACUUAUUCAUGCUCACAGACCGGAACUCGUUGAUUUCAAUCGAUUGAAUCCGAAUGAUCAUGUGACGAAUUUGAACAACGCUUUUGAUGUGGCUGAGAAGAAGCUUGAAAUUGCGCGACUUUUGGACGCUGAAGACGUUGAUGCGGCGCGUCCGGAUGAGAAGUCGAUCAUCACCUAUGUUUCGUUGUAUUAUCAUUAUUUUGCAAAGCAAAAAACCGAAAUGACCGGAGCGAGACGUAUCGCUAAUAUUGUUGGAAAACUCAUGGACAGUGAAACAAUGGAGGAUGACUAUAAGCAUAUCGCUUCGGAGCUUCUCAAAUGGAUUCGUGAGACGAUUCUGAUGCUCGACUCGCGUCGAUUCCCGAACUCGUUGAACGGAAUGCGCGAAGAGCACGCGAAAUUCAAUCAGUUUCGCACCAGCGAGAAGCCGCCCAAAUACAAGGAGAAGGGCGAACUUGAAGCGUUGUUCUUCACGAUUCAGACCAAGCGGAAGGCGAUGAGUCGAAAAGCGUACACGCCGCCGCCGGAGCUUGGCAUGAAUAUCAUUGAGAGCGCCUGGUCGCAAUUGGAUUGCGCUGAGAAUGGAAGGCAGGAGGCGAUUAUUGCGGAACUUCAACGCCAGGAGAGAUUGGAGCAACUUGCGCAGAGAUUCUACAAGAAGGCAAAACUAAGAGACAGUUGGCUGCGAUCGGUGCAGACGAUUCUGGAGGAGAUGGAGAAUGGCCGAAGCGCAAGUCAGGUGGAGAAGACGCUGAAGAAGCAGCAGGCGAUCGCCACCGAUAUUCUCGCGAGAGAGGAUCGAUUCAAGAUGCUGACCGCGAUGUGCAACGAUUUGUGCGCCGAGAAAUAUCACGAAUCGGAUCGGGUUCGUAGUGUCGAGCGCGAGAUUAUUGAUAGAUGGACGCAAUUGUUGACGCUUUUGGAGCAACGCCGACGAGCGUUGAUGAGCUUGAACGAUUUGAUGUCGUUGCUUCGCGAUAUUGACACGUUGUCGAGCGAGUUGUACACGCUGGAGCCGGCUGUACGCAAUCGCGAUGUUGGAAAGCAUUUGAUCGGUGUUGAGGAUCUUAUUAGCAAUCAUGGUCUUGUCGAUGCGCAAAUCAAAGCGCAUGGAUCGCUUCUUGCCAAGUUGUCGCAAUCGGCGAAUAAUUAUAUUCGGCACAAGGAGGAGCAAUUUGAUGUGCUGCAGAGAAAGUUGGACGAGGUCACCGCGCAAUAUAACACGCUUGUGGAACUGUGCCGCGCUCGCCGAUUGGCUCUUGAGAGAGCUCGCGCGCUAUUCCAAUUCGUGCAGGAUCAUGAGGAGGAGAUGGCGUGGCUAACCGAGAAGGAGAAUAUUUGUAAGACGGCGCUCAACUGUGGCGACAUUUCGACAGUUCCGCAGACGAAUACACUUUAUAAGAAUGUCGAAAUGGAAAUGCAGACGCAUUGGGCGAGAAGCAAAGGAAUGAUUGCCGCCGGCGAGCGACUAGUUCAGAAUGGCCAAUCGAAAGAGGACAUUCAGCGACGAUUGACGGCGAUGAAUCAGGGAUGGGAGCGACUUCGUGUUGCUGUCGCCGCGCUUGGCAAUUGGUUGAAUGAGGCGCGACAAGCGCAACAGUACUUCCAGGAUGCGAACGAGGCGGAGUCGUGGAUUCGCGAGAAGAUGCCACUUGUUAAAUCGGAUGAUCUUGGACGCGAUGAGGGAGCCGCUGAAUCGUUGCUUCAGAGGCAUACGCGUCUUGAGGAGGAGAUUCAUGCUUACAGGGCUGAUAUCGUGAGACUUGAGGAAAUGAGUGUCGCGUUGUCGAACAGCACGUUCCAUACUUCCACGGCGAGCACUUCGAUUCAAGAGACUGAAGAAGUCACUGUUCCACAGAUUGAAGCGAUUUACAAAUAUGAGGGCAAUGGUAUGAAGGUGGCGAAGGGCGAGAUUCUUGCGCUUCUCGAAAAAUCGACGCCGGAAUGGUGGCGAGCUUUGAAGCGCGAUGGCACCGAGGGAUAUGUGCCAGCCAACUAUUGCCGACUUGUUCCCGGCGAGAUGGUGACUGUCACGCAGACCACGUCGAAGACGACGACGACAAUUGAGGGAAGUGAGGCGAAGCGCGCUGUCAUCACAGAACGACAACAGAUGAUCUCGAAUGAUUACCGACAAUUGAAUCGAUUGGCGGAUGUGCGACGACGCUUGUUGUCGGAUAACAUCAAACUAUUGCGGUUCUUCCGCGAGUGUGAUGAGUUUGAGCGAUGGGCGAGAGAAGUGGAAGUGUCGUUGGCGGAUGAGCCGUCGCCGGAACACGUUGCCGCAUUCCGACGCAAAUUUGACAAGCUUGAAGCGGAUAUGAAGACGAAUGGUGGAACUCAACUCAAGCAUAUUAAUGAGAUUGCGAAUGAUUUGAUAUCGGAGGGGCAUGGACAAUCGAAACAGAUUGAAAUGAGGCAGAUGAAGAUGAAUGCUCUUUGGGAUCAUUUGGAGAGGCUUCGAAAGCAGCGAGCUGUUCGCCUUGAAGCUACUGAACGAGUUGCGGACUUUGAGAAUUCGUGCGAAAGCGCCCGCGAAUGGAUGCAGGGCAAAUUUGAGCAGCUCGAUCGCAAUCCGAACGAUGUUAAAAGUCUACAGAAUCUUGAGCGAGAUUUGAAGCCGCUUGAGAACAAGAUUGCGUACCUUGAGAAGCUCGCUGCCGCUGUGAAAAAGGAUCAUCCUGAAGAAGCGGCUGCGAUUGAGAGAAAAAUUGCCGAGCUGAAGGCCCUUCACGCCGAUUUGCUGAGAAGAUCGAAGGAGAAGAUGCAGCUCGCCGAGCAGACUCAAGGAAAGGAGAUGUUCGAAUCGGCGCUGAGAGACAUGAUUGUUUGGAUUGAGAAGACUAGAAAGCAGAUGCUUGAAGAUGUUCAUCCUGUUGAUGUUGAUGAAGCGGAGGAACUACUGAAGAAGCAUUAUGAGCUUGGCGAGCAGAUCAAGGAGAAGAAGUAUGAAGUGGAGUAUGUGCAGGAGCUUGGACGAAGACUUUUGGAACGUAAUCCGAGGGUGCCGAAUGUUAACGAGCAGCUGAAAGAGUUGGUCAAUGAGAUGGCGAUGCUCAAGGAUCUUUACCGCAAGAGAGACAUUAUGCUGAAGCAGCAGCUCGACUUACAGUUGUUCAAUCGUGAGUCGGAACGAAUCGACGCGGCGACGAAGGGCCAUGAGGCGUUCCUCGAGUUUGACAAACUCGGCGAUUCGGUCGAGUCGGUUGAGAAUCUCUUGAAGCGACAUCGCGAUCUGGAGGCGAAACUUGACGCUCAGGAUGCGAGACUUGAAGCGUUUUCGAGAACAGCUGACGAUAUGAUCAAAGCGGAUCACGCGGACUCGCAGUUUAUUGAUCAACGCCGACGCGAUGUGUUGGCUCGACGCGAGGCGGUCCGCCGCGCCGCCGCUCAAAGGAAGAAACAAUUGGAAGCGUCGCUGGAAUACCAGGAGAUGCGGCGAGAAGCCGAAGAAGUGAUGGGAUGGAUGAAUGAGAAGGCGAAGUUGGUGAACAGCGGCGAUGAUGCGAAUCUGGCGCCGUCGGCGAUUCCGCAACGUCUUUUGAAGCAUGAGGCGUUUGAGGCCGAGAUUGGCGCGAACGAGCCGAGAAUUGAGCAGAUCAAUCGCGAAGGUGCCGCGCUGAUCAAUAGCAAUCAUUAUGAGUCGCCGAAUGUUGAGAAGCUUGUCAGACGCGUCAAUUUGCAAUGGGCGGAUCUGAAGAAGUUGGUUGCGGCGAAGGGUGAGAGGCUUAAACAGGCGGCCGAUCAGAAGGGACUUGACCAAAUUCUUGCCGAUGCGCAUUCGAAACUUGAUGAGAUGGAGCUUGCGUUGAAGUCUGCCGAUCAGGGACAUGAUCUGAGAUCAGUUAAAGAUCUCCUUCAGCGUCAUAUGGUACUUGAGCAGGAGAUGGGAUUGUAUGGAAAGAAGCUCGCCGACAUUGAAAAGCGUGGAAAACAGAUGGCCGCUGAGGGACAUUAUGAUGCUGAUCGAAUCAAGUUCACUGUGUCCGAGCUUCUCAAGAGAUACGAUGAGUUGAGCGUGCCGACUGGAAAACGGCGUGAAGCAUUGGAGGAAUCUCGGCUUUGGCAUCAAUUGGCGUUCGAUGUUGAUUGUGAGCUUCAGUGGAUUGCCGAGAAGAAGCCAAUUGUGUCGUCGAAGGACUGCGGAAGAACUCUGACGGAAGCGUUCAAUAUGGUCAAGAAGCAGGAACGGCUUGAAGCGGAAGUCAACCAGCAUGCGACGAGCAUUGACAAGGUUAUCUCGCAAGGCGACCAGCUGAUGGAACGUCGGCAUCCGGCAUCGGCGCAGAUUGAAAAGAAGAUCGGAGAGCUGUCGCUGUCGUGGGGAGAGUUGAAGAGACUCUUGCGAAAGCGGCGAGACAUUGUUGAUUGGGGUGUCAAAGAGCAACAGUACUUGUUCGAUGCCGCCGAAGUGGAGUCGUGGAUGAAUGAGAAGCGGAAUGCAUUGGCGUCGGAGGACUACGGAAGUGAUGAGGAUGCGGCAAGGAAGCUUCUCGCCAAACAUCGCGCACUUUGUGAGGACAUGGCAACGUAUAGGCAAUGGUUGGAGAAGUUGUCGGCGAAAUGUGCGGAGCUUGUUCAAUCGAAUCGACCGAAUGUGGAUCGAUUUGAGAAUCGUCAAGCGGAACUUGAAUCCGAGUUUGAGCGGCUCAGCCGGCUUGCCGAGGAUCGAAGGAAUGCGCUUGAAGACGCGGUGUGCCUCUAUGAAUACAUGCGAGAGAGCGCGGAUUUGGAGUUGUGGAUCAAUGAGCAACUGCAGACGGCGAUGAGCGAGGACUACGCCGAAGAUUAUGAGCACUUGAAAGAGCUUCAGUCGAAGUUUGAUGAGUUCAAGCAGAGUGUGAAGACGGGAAGUGAGAGAUUCAUCUCUUGCGAGAAAGCCGCUAGCGCCAUCCUUCGUAGGAAUCCGCCGUUCGCUCGUGAUGUUGUUAAGAAGCAGGAGAAGCUCAGAACGAUUUGGACUCUUUUGGAGCAGUACAUUGAAGCGCGCGAUAGUAAACUCGUCGCCGCUGAAGAGCUUCAUCGAUUCAAUCGCGACGUCGAAGAGUUUGAGCAGUGGAUUGCCGACAAGAUGGCGCAAAUGCCGAGAGAUCUUGGACGCGACGUGAAGCACGUGCACUCGCUUUGGCAGAAGCAUGAGGCGCUUGACAAAGAAACGAAAAAUGCCGAGCCAAGACUUGUUGCGAUCAUGGAAGAAGCGGAACGGUUGAAGAAGGCUUAUCCUGGAGGCAACGCCGAGCAGAUAAGCGCUCAACAAAGCUCGUUGAAUGAGGAAUGGGAUGAGCUUCGGAAUGCCACUGAUGAUCGGAGGGAUAUGCUUCGAGCGGCUUUCGAUCUUCAUACAUUCAAUGGCAAAGUUCGCGAUCUUCUUGCAUGGACCGAUCUCACCAUUAAUGACAUUCAGUCGGAUCUUCAAAUCAACGAUCUUCAGCAGGCCGAAUGGCUUCAGAAAGAGCACUCGCGACUAUUGAAUGAGAUGGACGCGCGCGAGCCGGAAUUUGAUCGGUUGAUUAGCGAUGGACAGAAGAUGAUUUCGGCCCAACACUACUCGUCGGAGGAGAUUCGGAACAAGACGCGACUACUUGAUGCGGCGCGAGAUCGCCUACGAAAGGAGUGGGCGCUGCGGAAUGAGUUCUUGUCGCAAGCGGUUCAGUGGCAUGCGUUCCAGCGAGAAGCCAAACAGAUAAUUGCAUCGAUUGCCAGCAAACGGACGACACUUAAGAAUUUGGCUGUUGGCGGAUCAGUGGCCGAUGUUGAGAGUCAGAAGAAUCGAUUGAACACGUUCGAGAAGGCCUUGUCGACUUUGGACGAGAGGACGUUGAGUUUGGAUCAGACGGCGGAUGGUCUUCGAAAUGCCAAGCAUAUGGAGUCGGCGAACAUCGCGUUGUGGAAGGACAAGGUUCAUGAAGAGUUGGCGCUACUUCGAGCGGAUAUUGAGACAAGACAUCGAACGCUUUCGAAUGCUUAUGAUUUGGCAUCGUUUGAUAGUGAUGUUGCUUUGAUUGAGACGUGGAUUGAUGAGAAGACCAAUGGAAUCCGAAAGGCUCGUGAUCAAUCGUCUGAGACGAUCACGAUUGAAGAGAAAAUGAAGCGACUUCAAACUCACCAGGCUCUGGAGGCGGAGGUGUCGGCCAAUAAAUCGGUGGUCGAUGAGAUUCUGCGACGAGGACGCCACUUGAACACGGCGCAUCGCAAUCCGAAAAUAUCGCAGAGAUGCGAGGAGUUUGGUUUGAAAUGGCACACGCUGGUGGCUGCUUGUGAGGAUCAAUCGCAGGCUUUGGAAGAGGCGCGCGAUUUGUUGCGCUUCAAACAGCUGGUGGACCGUGUGUUGACAUGGAUUCAUGAGAAGGAGGUGCUGGUGUCGACGGCGGAUAUGGGAAGAGACAUGGAACAUUGCCGAUUGCUUCUGGAGAGGCUUGAUGGAUCCCGCUCGGAUACCACUGUUGAUGAGCAGACGCUUAAUGAGAUUAAUCGUCUCGGCGAGAAGCUAGUUGGACAGGGUCGCACGAGUCGCGAUCAGGUGCAAAAGGAGCAGCAGCAUCUCAACGAGAAGUGGCGCCUAUUGUUUGGUCAAUUGUCGCAGUAUCGCACCGAAUUGAUGGCCGCCAUGGAGGUUCACACGUUCAAUCGCGAUGUUGAAGACACCGAUGAGCGGAUUCAUGAGAAGAUCGCCGCGAUGAAGAGCGAGGACUAUGGCAAAGACUUUGCCAGUGUUGAGCUUCUUGUCAGGAAGCAGUCGGCUUUGGAGCGUGACAUGAGCGCGAUUCAUCAGAAGCUCAUUGCUCAUGAUCGUGACGCGCAAAAGAUUCUUGAGAAGCGACCACCACUGCGACAAUCGGUUUUGGAUUCGUUGAAGAAACUUGAAGAGUCGUGGAAACAACUCAGCGAGGCGGCGGAGUUCAGAAAUGACAAGCUCAAUCGAUCCUAUAAGCUUUACAAGUACCUGGAUGAUGUCAAGAAGGUGGAGCAGUGGGCCAAUCAGGUGCGCAACAAGAUGACCGCUCAUCAGACGCCGAAAGAUUCGGCGGGAGCCAAGAAGUUGUUGGAGCAGCAUCACGAGCGCAAGGCGGAGAUUGAUGGAAGAGCGGAUGAGAUUCGAGCUCUUCAUGAGGAGGGACAAGUGCUGAUUGCUGAGCAGCCGGAUCACAAGGCGGAAGUGCAAAGAGCCCACAAGCGUGUGCAGAAUUCGGAACAUCAACUCAGGCAGACAUGGGAAAUUGAAAAGGCGUCACUUCAGCGAUUGGCGGAAUGGUUGCGAUGGUGCGAUGAAGCAGCGCAGUGCGAGCAGUGGUUGUCGGAGAAGGAGAAUCAGUUGACACGAGGCGAGCUUGGCGACACGACCGAUGCUGCCGAGAUGUUCAUCAAAUCGCACGUCGCGUUUGAGGAGACGGUUCGGAAGCAAGGCGAAAAGAUUGGAGUGCUUGAGAAGCACGCCGAUCAACUAGUUUCGGCUGGAAACGACUAUCGAGCCGACAUUGAGGCGAAGAAGGAUGAGGUGAAGUCGAGAUAUGCGAACUUGUUGAAUCUUGUCGCGAAACGAAAAGGAAUGCUGGAUGAUAGCAAGCGAUAUCAUGAGUUUAUUCGACACUGCGGCGAGUUGAUCAUCUGGAUUACGGCGAAACUUCAAUUGGCUUACGACGAAUCGUUUUUGGAUCAUACGAAUUUGCGAUCGAAACUUCAAAAGCAUAUGGCGUUCGACUCGGAACUCGUUGAGAAUGAGAAGCGAUUGACGGCAGUCGAGCGGCAAGGUGUCGAGCUCGUCAAUGAGAAUCAUUUCAUGAGCGAGCAGGUGAACGCGCAACUCGCUGAAUUGCGAUCGGGAUGGGAUGAGCUGCGAACGAAGUCGGCAAUGAAGACGCAACGACUUCGAGAGGCUUUCGAGCUUCACUCGCUUCAGAGGAAAGUCGAAGAUCUUGAGAAGUGGCUGGACCGAGUCGAAGCGGAACUGGCGUCGGAGGAUCAUGGACGAGACAUGUUGUCGACGGAAUUGCUCAUUAAGAAGCUUGAUACACUUCAAGCCGAAAUUGCUGGACGAUCGGAUGCCGUUGUGGAGAUGAUGAAGAAGGCGAGAGAGCUUCGCGUUCAAGGAUCGGUUGCCGCGGAAGAAUGCCUUCAGCAGGCGGAGCAGGUCGAAGCGAGAUACUCGGGACUGGAUGAACCGGUGCAAAUUCGACGAGAGAAUUUGAUCGAUGCACAAAAGCUGUUUGAAUGGAUCAAGGCCGCCGAAGAGGAUUUGGAAUGGCUUUCGGACAAGAUGCCGCUGGCGAGUAGCAACGAGACGGGCGAUAGCUUGCAAAGCGCUUUGUCCCUUCAGAAGAAGCACGCUGCUUUGGAGAAGGAGCUUGAGACUCGGCAAUCUGCUAUGCAGGAGACGGAGAAGCGGGGAAAAGAUAUGAUUCGACAAAGGCACUUUGCUUCGAAUAUUAUUCAGAAGACUUUGGAUCGGUUGACGUCGGCGGUUUUGACGUUAAAGGAAAGCUGUGGUCUUCGGAAAGAUCUUCUACAGGAAGCUAUUGACGCUCAUGAGUAUUAUGCUGAAGAGGCUGAAGCUGAGCAAUGGCUUCGCGAGCAGAUGCCGUUGGCUAUGAGCCAAGAGAUGGGACGAGAUCAAGCGGGAGCUGAAAGCCAUCUGAGACGAUUGACGGUGUUGGACAAGGAGGUUGAGACAUUCAAGAAGGAGAUUGACAAUCUUAAACAGAGAGCUGACGGACUUCUUGCUCGAGAACACCAUGAUGCGAUGUCGAUUGCUGCGAAGCAGCGUAAGCUGGAAGCCUUGUUUGGCGAUUUGUGCCGUGAGAGCGCCCGACGACGAACGCAACUCGCUGAUGCUUCAAAGUAUCAUCGAUUCGUGAGACAGGCUGAUGAUUUGGUCGAUUGGCUUCAUGAGAAGGAGCGAGUCGCUUCAGCCGAGGAAUACGGGCGGGAUCUCGAAGACUGCCAAAAUAUCAUCGAACAGUUUGAGACGACUGUUCGCGAGUUGGCUGCUGCUGGUGAACGAGUUGCUGCGGUUCAACGCGCCCAGGAGGAUUUGCUGAGAAGUGGACAUCCGUAUGGCGCUUCGAUCACCGCCAAAGCCACCGAUGUUCAGCGUCUUUGGACACAUGUCAAUGAGGUGACGAACGAGAGAAAGCAGGCUUUGCAUGGAGCGCGUCAGGUGCACCGAUUUGAUCAGGAAGCCGAUCAGACUCUGAACUGGCUUCAAGAUAAGGAAGCGACUGGAGUUGCUAUGGAACAGGAGGAUUUGUCGCGUGCUGACUUGGCUUCGGUGAAGGCGCAACUUCAGCGACAUGAUGAGUUUAUGCAUGGAAUGAAGGCGGUUGAGAAACAGGUUGCUGAGCUUUGUCAUGAAGCCGAACGACUUUGGAACGUGUUCCCCGAUACCCGUCAUCAUUUGGAAGUUCGACGACUUGACAUGGAAGAGCAGCUCAAGGAUAUCAUGGAGGCGGCGAAGAAGCAUUAUGAGAAGUUGCGAGAGAUGCAGAGCCUUCAAUCGUACUUCCAAGAGUAUCGGGAGAUGAUGCAGUGGAUGAAGAACAUGCAGGCGACGAUGACGUCGGAGCUGCUGCCGCAGGAUGUCGCCGGAUGCGAGAGCCUUGCGAGACGGCAUGAUGAGUAUAAUGUGGAGAUGCAGGGACGCAAGGCGUUUGUUGAUGAUUUCGCGCGGCAAGGACGUCGAAUGAUUCAGUCGAAGAAUUUGCUGUCGGCGGAGAUUCAGGAGAAGGUUGAAAUUCUUGAGCGAUCUUGGGCGAUGCUUUGCGAGAUUUGGAAGGAUCGCGCGGAGUUGUACGAUGAGAAUAUGGAUUGCCAGAAGUGGAAGGAGAACGCGUCGCAGCUGGAAAAUUGGCUUCUUGAGCGCGAACGACUCCUUGCUGAUGAUUGGAAGGUGGUUGAUUCGGUCGACACCGCGGAAACUCAACUUCGAGAGUUUGACGACUUUUUGGUGACGUUGGAGGCGCAAAGCGAGAAGUGCGAAAUGGUCAAGAGGUUGACGCUGGUUGAGCAGAACUUCAGCAAGUUGAGGAAUAAGGAGAUUGAUCGCACAAGAAUCGCCGAAGAGGAUCAGAAGCGAAGAGACACUAUCAAGAUUGUCGAGAAGGGCAACAUUUUGGCGAAUCGGCGACAAGAGCGCGAGCGGCGAAAGACACAAGAGAUCUCGUUGUUGAGGCCGAACUCGAACGGCGAGGAUUUCUCGACGCACACGAUGCCGAGAAAGGAUCGCAAGGAGAGGAGUAAGACGACAGCGGAUUUGGUUCCAGGAAGUUCCCUUCAAGUUGGCGACAUUAUCACAUCGUCGACGGCGGCCCCACUUCAGACUAGCGUUGAGAUCACGAAGACGCCGUCGUUUAACACGCGACGCAAUCAGGCGCUGAGAAAGACGAGCAAGUGGGAGGAUAUGGGAGCGAUUGACAUGAAGGGAUAUUUUGAUCGUAAGAUGUGCACGAUGAGCGGCGGUAAGCGCGCCGUGGUGAGAUCAUGGAAGAACUACUAUGGAAUUCUGUGUGGUCAAUUGUUGUGCUUCUUCAAAGACGAGACGAUGUUUGUGGAGAAUGUUGCUGCUUCGCCGCCGGUGUAUAUCUAUGGAGCGGUUUGUGAGCCGUAUCCCGAAUAUGCGAAGCGGAAGCAUGCGUUCCGAUUGAUAACACAAGAUGGAUCCGAGUUCAUCUUCUCGUGUCCGGAAGAGCGGCAAAUGCUUGAAUGGGUGGCGAAGAUCAAAUUCCACGCGAAUUUGGCGCCAAGCAAUCAAUUGAUGUCGUACUCGUACAAUGACGAUUUGAUGACGACGGAUCAGAUGCCGCCGGUGGUGAAGCCGCGUCGGAAUUUUGCCGGAGGCGAUUACAACACGCAGAAUCGCGCCUCUUACGCGACUUCUGAUGAUUUGUCGCAGUUCGAGCUUGUUUAUAAUCGUGGUUGUAGUUCGCUUCCGCGCGGCCGUCAGCACGACGCGUUGGCGAUUCGCGAUUGCGCGACGCUUCCGCGCGGCUUCGGCGGCUCGUCGGCGAUCGAAUCGCCGCCGGUGUUUUUGCCGCCGUCGGGACCCCUUCUUGCGACGCCAUUGUCGAUGAACUCGUUGUCGUCGAGCAGCGGUGUGCUGCCGACGGUUGUUGUUCGCAAGAAGGGCGUUGUGCGUCGCGCGAGUCGACGCCAAUCGAUCUACGCCGAGAGUAUUUAUGGGGAAGUGGAAGAGGCGAUCGCGGAAGCCGCGAAGGCUUCUCGCGGCGGUGGUGCGAAUGGCGGCGAUACUGCUGAAAUUCGACAUGGUGGAGAGUACUCGGAAACACUGAUUUAUCGCGAGCACACCUCGACGGCAUAUCAACACGUUGAACGCGCAAUGUCGCCGCGAGACCCGACUGCGACGAACGGCGAAUUCAUUUCGUGGGUUGAGAAUAAUCAGACGCCUGAUGGAAGAACGACGUCGGCGAGUAUCGCGUCGACGCCUUCGGGAAAUUUCGAUGAUUCGGAUUCGAUCAAAUCAUCGUCGAAGCGAAAAGUUUUUGGAUCGUUGUUCAAACGAGGAUCGAAAUCGUCGAAAUGA